Messenger RNA from Solenopsis invicta (red fire ant), 1561 nucleotides. RefSeq names its product vacuolar protein-sorting-associated protein 36 (gene Vps36). NCBI's taxonomy places the organism in Eukaryota, Metazoa, Arthropoda, Insecta, Hymenoptera, Formicidae. Gene Ontology annotation, biological process: protein transport to vacuole involved in ubiquitin-dependent protein catabolic process via the multivesicular body sorting pathway. Gene Ontology annotation, molecular function: phosphatidylinositol-3-phosphate binding; ubiquitin binding. Gene Ontology annotation, cellular component: late endosome membrane; ESCRT II complex. The transcript has 6 exons. The record is from RefSeq and is a predicted model, not a curated record. The coding region runs from base 135 to 1334 and encodes 399 amino acids.
ACUCAUGACGUGUCGCGGAAGUUGAACAAAACAUUUGCGUUGUGCGAGCCUAUCUGAAUCAGAUUUGGUUCACGGUGAUCAUAUGAGAUAGUAAAUAUGGUUGUUCGCUUUGACAGUUCGCGACAGAGUUCACGAUGAACAGGUUCGAGUAUGCCGAUUCUCGGUUUAUGCCGAAUGAGGUUUUCGUGAGACGCGACACGGUCGUGCGACUUUAUGAUGGUGAUGCGAAGACAAAUUUCGAAAGUGGCGAAUUAAUCCUAACUAGUCACAGAAUACUCUGGGGCAGGCCCGGUGAUAUCUCACGAGGUAAUACUUGUUUGUCGUUGUCGCUUAGACAUAUCGUUUUCUUUGAAGAGGAGAAUCCCGGUCCAUUUGCCUUUGGGCGUAGUAAGAAGAUUGUGCUACAUCUUUCGGAACCAGCUGUUGAUAAGAUGCCUGGUCCAGCAGACAAUAGCUUGUACAAUUAUGUUAAAUUAUCAUUCAAAGAGGGUCUAGACCCAAAUUUUAUAAUACAAUUGUCAGAUACUAUUAUGAGACAAAUAUGGGAGUUUACACCUGCCACUGGAUUAAUUGUGAAUGAUAAUCAGGGAAACUCAAAACUGCUACCUCACAUAAAAACGAGAACGGGUAUCAUAGGCAUUGAAAGAAGUCUACAGGAGAAACAGAAAGAAACGGACGAAAGUAUAUCGUUGGCAUUUCAAGAUCUUAGAAAGCUUAUGGACAUGGCUAAAGAUAUGGUGGCUGUCUCAAAGACCAUUUCAGCUAAAAUAAGGGCAAGGCAAGGAGAUAUAACAGAGGAUGAAACUGUCAGAUUUAAGGCUUACUUAAUGAGCUUGGGCAUCGACGAUCCGGUAACGAGAGAUGCAUACAAGAGCAGUAACGAGUAUAUUGAACAAUUGGCAAAGCAGCUUGCAUGUAUCUUAGAAGAGCCGAUAAAGGAAGUAGGUGGCAUGAUGACCCUCACAGACGUUUACUGCCGUGUAAACAGAGCGAGAGGUUUGGAGCUUUUAUCCCCUGAAGAUUUAUUACACGCCAGCAGACAAUUAGGGCCAUUAGGUUUGCCAAUUGUGUUAAGAAGUUUUGAUAGCGGUGUUAUGGUUCUUCAAAUUCGUUCUCACAAUGAUAAUGCUAUUGCCGAUUGUAUAUCGGAAUUGUUGAAGGAAAAGGGAUCUAUGACGGCCGAGGAUCUUGCACAAUCGGAGGGUAUAUCAGUAUUAUUAGCGCGCGAACGAUUACUAGUCACGGAGAAAUAUGGCAAAGCUUGCAGGGACGAUUCGAUAGAAGCUCUGAGAUUCUAUCCCAAUCUAUUUUUAGAAGAAAUAUCUAGUGAAUAAUUUUAAGGUAUCACAAAUGUACGAUUGAUUGCCUUUUCAAAUUAAUGUUGGCCAUUGUGUAACACCAACACUUUAAAGUUUUACAUAUUUCUUAAGUUUUCAUGUGUCCAAAGUGCAGUUAAAUUAAACGCUAUUAAAGUUGAAUUGUGAAAUACAAUACUUAUUUUUUAAGCAUAAUUAUAUUUACUUCUUCAUAAAGUCAUAAAUAUAUAAUGCUUUUUGAACAA